Molecule: messenger RNA, 2892 nt
Organism: Cladophialophora immunda
Lineage: Eukaryota; Fungi; Ascomycota; Eurotiomycetes; Chaetothyriales; Herpotrichiellaceae
Exons: 2
Coding region: 901-2751 (616 amino acids)
Source: RefSeq, a predicted model, not a curated record
CCGACAACUACUGAUGCAAGUCCAUUUUCUUCAUAUUAUGGAUUCCACCUCCGCCAUAACCAUCCUACCAUACCUGUUAUCCCAAUGACCAUUCCAAAAUGAGGCAAAGGGCAUGGAUAUCGUGAGUUGCUUACCCAACAUACAUGCUGUGCAAGGUCUGAGCGGUCUAACGUCACGAUGGCUGGCUAGCUCACUCGCCUGAUUGCCGGUACUGGCUCGUACCAAACAAAACAAAGGACAAACACACCAGCUGAGCGCCUUGGGUCUUGUAAGAGCAUCUGCAAUGCCUUGACUCACACCUGGCGCAGCGGCAGCGUUGAGCGCGAAGAUGAAGCCGCCUUGAGCUACACGGUCAAACUCCUUCAACGCCUUGAGGGCAUUCUCCACGAUGAGUCGCGCAGAGCCGCACCGCACUCCUGCCUCCGCUAUGUUGCCUCGAGCCAGACGUACAUCAUCAUCACUAAGCUCGCCGUUUCCUCUGCCAAUGCCGACAUCAUCAAAUCCUCUGCUCAGCUCUUCCACAUCCUCAUCAAUGGCGAGGCAGAGGGGUUGCUUGACAGCAAACUGUUUACCAGGUCUUUGUUAGAUCUGGUAUGCUUUGCUACAAUAGGAGGAAGGAUCAUCGUCGAAGAACGUCUAGAAACAGACCUGGUGGAAUUGCUAUUCGAGAUAGCUACCAAGAUCCGGCUCGACCCAGAUAUCCUUCCAGCUUGGUUCUAUCCAGAUCGAGAGGCCACACGUGGGCGCAAUGCUGCGGACGACUCUAGGAGAAGUCAAUUCCCAUUGUUCCAUGUGCUCGUGCAGUAUGUCCACCACGACGGCCCUGUGGGCGACUUUGCUCGCACGGCAUUGUUAUACCUGACGGAAACCGCCUCCAGAUUCAAGCCACUGGAGACUUGGAUGAUCGAGAGUGAUCUAGCGCCUCAGAUGGCUAGUGGUCUCGGUGCCCUAUACAGCAGGCUCAGCAGACAGUCGACUCCCGUUAGUGGCCAAGCCGCUGCACCUCCUAUUGUCUCCCUCUCAGAUCGCUCAGAGACGCUUGCUUCGCUCACGGAAGCACCACAAGUCUUUCAGCAAGACAUAAAAGCUUUCUUCACUUAUCUGGCUUUUUGGCAGGACACUUUGAACCAUUGCAAGUCGCCGGAGGUUAGUGAUACUCUCCUCGACCAUUUCCAGGUACUCUUUGUCCAACAACUCCUUUAUCCCUCGCUCCUGGAGUCAUCGGAUGUCGAAGGUGGCUCUACCGCCGCGGUUAUAACCCAUCUGUCUCGGAUCUUACUUGCUCUAGAUCACGAUCAGCUUGUCGACCGCAUCUUGCGCUACCUUUUGGCGUCACCAAGCAUGCCUCGCGGGCCGACAGAAAGAAGCCAUCGAAGACAGAGGAUGUCUGUUAGUAGACGGAAGUCUAUUGAUCACUUGAGAGCGCUUUCAGAAGUGGCCGACACUCCUUCUCCGAAUCUCUUCAAUCUCCUUGACUUGAUGGUAAUGAGCCUCAGAUCUCGCCAUUCAGAAACUGUCAAUGCUUGUCUCAAGCUCUUAUCAGUCAUUAUUGAGAAUCAUCAUUAUCAUGUGCUCACAAGUCUUUUCAAACUUGAACCGACGAAUACGUCUCCCGGCCAGCGCGGAGUAGAGCGGCUGAACAGCUCUUUGCUCAGAUUGUUUGACUGUGCUGCUGCGAUAGCCAAGAAUCCUGAGAUGGAUGAUUCAUAUCAGGCAGCACUGCUUGAUGUGCAGAUUCUACUGGAGCAGCACAGUUGUCUCCGCAUGAACCAAGCAGACGUAGACCGAACGGACGAACGAGACAUGUCCAUUGCCCAAGAGUGCAAACUCUUCGAAGCUCUCCUGACACUGCUCCGAAGCUUUUUCGCGAAUGACACUGUUACGAAUCUCUAUCUUACUGAGGCUGUCAUGGCCUUGGCUGCUUGUGAACAUAUGAACCUGCAGGGGUGGCUUCUACACCCAGGGACGGAGACCCAUAGUGAAGACUGCUCUACAACCAACAUCACCUUCAUCGUCGGUGAACUGAUCGAGCAAGUUCGUCAAUGGCGCUCACAAUUUACUGAAUGGGACGAGCUUAUUUUUCGAAGAAGACUGGAACUCUCAGAGGAUGACCCACUCACCAGUCCUCAAAACUCAAGGACUCUUACGCGGCAGACGAAAGAGACUGAACCGAGUCUUAGAAGCGCCUCGCCCUCCGCUAGCAAGUCCCAAUCACCGCCAGCAACUCCAAGAGGGCGAAAGAUAACGACUAGGGACUUUGGAUCCAUUGACAGUGCUUUGUCCAAGUCAGGAACCCAUCGGAGCAGCCUGACUGAGCGCCCUCUCGGCCAUUCGCCCCUGCGGCAAUCAGUACCAUCACAAUUCGAGGAAGGCGAAGAAUCAGCACCGCAGCCAGCAUCUUUGGUGCCACCGCCAUCAAUCCCGCUCCUGAAAACACAAGUUGCGCUGCUCAAUUUUAGGGCACCGGAGGAGGCUUCUGAAUCCCUCCCCGUACAUGCAGGUCGCAAACAGACUUCAAGCCCUGCUGGUGACAAACGUCCGGUUUUCUUGGAUGCAACUGGCAACUCCGGAACUGCAACUCCAAGCGGUCCAGACGACUCGUCAUCAAACCACAGGAACCACGUUAGUCUAAGCCACAUACUGACCAACGCCAUCAUUCUUCAGGAAUUUAUUCUUGAGAUUGCGGCAGUUGUGCAGCUACGGGCGACGUUCUUUGGCGAAGUCGAGUUCAACACGAAAGUCUCGGAUUAGUGGUUGUGGAAAAAACCAGAGCUGCGAAAAGACUGAUGUUGGCUUCUAUGUUUAUUAGUGUAAAGAUACCCUUCCGCAUCGUCGCAUGCUUCUUUCGGGCUACUGCACAGCAGGUCAUCAAUCGUCAAAUGCCGUUUACUA